This is a messenger RNA of Calidris pugnax (ruff), 2274 nucleotides long. RefSeq names its product adenosine monophosphate deaminase 1 (gene AMPD1). Gene Ontology annotation, cellular component: cytosol. The transcript has 16 exons. Lineage: Eukaryota; Metazoa; Chordata; Aves; Charadriiformes; Scolopacidae. Gene Ontology annotation, biological process: AMP metabolic process; IMP salvage. The coding region runs from base 36 to 2261 and encodes 741 amino acids. The record is from RefSeq and is a predicted model, not a curated record. Gene Ontology annotation, molecular function: AMP deaminase activity.
GGUGUUACUUGCUGCUUUACAAAUUUGCUGGAAAGAUGUCACGGGUGAGAAUUCCAGCAGAAGACAAAGAGAUAGACGAGGCAAUGCGCUCCUUCGCAGAGAAGGUCUUUGCCUCUGAGGUGAAAGAUGAGGAAACCAGGCAAGAGAUCUCUCCUUUUGACGUGGAAGACAUCUGCCCCAUCUCACGCCAGGAAAUGAGAGAGCACAUGAUACUUCACGAGAGCUCUGCAGAAAAGCGGAAGAAGCGCUUGUUCCGCAUGAAGACAAUCGCCUUGGCGGUCCCUGUGGCUCAGAGGUCUAUAACCAGACUGUCCACUAUCGAUGAGGUCAUCUCUACCUCCCCCCUGUACCAGACUGUGCCUGACUUCCAGCGGGUACAGAUCACAGGGGAUUAUGCCUCUGGGGUGACAGUUGAAGAUUUUGAAGUUGUCUGCAAAGGCCUGUACCGUGCUCUCUGCAUCCGGGAGAAAUACAUGCAGCAGUCUCUCCAGAGGUUCCCCAGGACCCCGUCUCAGUACCUGCGUGCUAUCGAAGGCGAGGUCUGGAGGGCAAGUGACAUUGGCCCAGUGUUCACCCCACCAGUGAAGGAUGGACAGGAUCCCUUUGAAACUGGGAAUCUCCCUGAAGACCUGGGAUACCAUAUCCAGAUGAAGGAUGGGGUAGUUUACAUCUACGGAGACAAGGCAGCGGCUGAAAGAAAUGAGCCAAAGGACCUGCCCUACCUCAGCCUCGAGCACUUCCUUGAUGACAUGAACUUCCUCCUGGCCCUGAUUGCCAAGGGCCCUGUCAAGACCUACACUCACCGGCGCCUAAAGUUCCUCUCAUCCAAGUUCCAAGUGCAUGAAAUGCUAAAUGAGAUGGAAGAAAUGAAAGAGCUAAAGAACAACCCCCAUCGGGACUUCUACAACUGCCGGAAGGUGGACACACACAUCCACGCUGCAGCCUGCAUGAACCAGAAGCAUCUUCUGCGCUUCAUCAAGAAAUCAUACUGUGUGGAUGCUGACCGUGUCGUUUAUAAUGCCAACGGCAAACAACUCACCCUGAAACAGCUUUUCCAGCAGCUCAAUCUGCACCCCUAUGACCUGACAGUGGAUUCCCUGGAUGUCCAUGCUGGGCGCCAGACAUUUCAGCGCUUUGACAAGUUCAACGACAAGUAUAACCCUGUGGGUGCAAGUGAGCUGCGGGACCUCUACCUGAAGACAGAGAAUGCUAUCAACGGCGAGUACUUUGCUACCAUCAUCAAGGAGGUUGGCUCUGAUCUGGAGGAUGCCAAGUACCAGCACGCAGAGCCUCGCCUCUCAAUCUACGGGCGAUCGGCUGAGGAGUGGCCCAAGCUAGCCAGCUGGUUCAACAACCACCGGGUCUACUCCCCCAACAUGAAGUGGAUGAUCCAAGUACCCAGGAUUUACGAUGUGUUCAGGUCUAAGAAUUUCCUCCCACACUUUGAGAAGAUGCUGGAAAAUAUCUUUGUUCCCGUGUUUGAGGCAACUGUCAAUCCCCAGUCCCACAAGGAGCUGAGUGUCUUUCUACGUCACAUCACUGGCUUCGACAGUGUGGAUGAUGAAUCCAAGCAUAGUGGACACAUGUUCUGCACUAAAAGCCCAAAGCCAAAAGAGUGGACUUCUGAGAAGAACCCAUCCUACACCUAUUAUCUAUACUAUAUGUAUGCCAACAUCCUAGUGCUCAACAACCUACGCAGGCAGCGUGGCAUGAACACGUUCCUCUUCCGUCCACACUGUGGGGAAGCCGGGGCCCUCACACAUCUGCUUACAGCCUUCAUGACAGCAGAUAACAUCUCCCAUGGUCUCAACCUCAAGAAGAGCCCCGUCUUGCAGUACCUGUACUUCCUUGCCCAGAUUCCCAUCGCUAUGUCCCCUCUCAGCAACAACAGCCUCUUCCUGGAGUAUGCGAAGAACCCAUUGCUCGAUUUCCACCAGAAGGGCCUCAUGGUGUCCCUUUCCACAGAUGACCCCAUGCAGUUCCACUACACCAAGGAGGCCCUGAUGGAGGAGUACGCCAUCGCUGCCCAAGUCUUCAAGCUCAGCACCUGUGACAUGUGUGAAAUCGCCAGGAACAGCGUCCUGCAGUGCGGCCUGUCCCAUGAGGAGAAAGCCAAGUUCUUGGGGGAAAACUACCAGGAAGAGGGGCCUCAGGGCAACGACAUCCGGAAGACAAACGUGGCCCAGAUCCGCAUGGCCUACCGCUACGAGACCUGGUGCUACGAGCUCAACCUCAUUGCCGAGGGGCUGAAGGCCGAAUAGGACCGCGGGGGGA